Messenger RNA from Plasmodium gaboni, 7812 nucleotides. RefSeq names its product putative ubiquitin carboxyl-terminal hydrolase 1. The annotation marks the transcript as partial. The transcript has 3 exons. NCBI's taxonomy places the organism in Eukaryota, Apicomplexa, Aconoidasida, Haemosporida, Plasmodiidae. Gene Ontology annotation, molecular function: cysteine-type deubiquitinase activity. The record is from RefSeq and is a predicted model, not a curated record.
AAAAAAAAUGAACAGAAUAAAGAUAAUAUAUCAACAAGAAAUAGUAAUCAUAAUAAUGCACAUACAUCUAUUGGUAAAAAUAAAAAAGAUCUUAACAAUAUGUCCGCCAGCAAAAAUAUGAUGGAUGAAAAUAUUCAUAAAACAAAAAACAGCAACAACAACAUCAACAAUAAUAAUAAUAAUAAUAAUAAUAAUUGUAGUAGUAGUAGUAGUAGUAGUAGUGAUACAGAUGCUGUAGAAAGACAAAAUAAUAAUCUUCCUUAUUCUUCAAAUAAUAAUAUGAAAAAAAAAAAAAAAAAAAAAAAAAAAUUAAAAGAAAAAUUAAAUAAUAAUAUUAAACAUAAUGAUAUAAUUACAAAGUCUUGUAUGUUUCCAGCAAACAAAAUAAUAAAAAAUGAUCAGUUUGAAGAUUACGAAAUAAAAAAUUCAAAACAUCUCUUACAUAAAAAUGUUAAUAAUAUAUAUAACCAAUGUGAACAGAAUUUGUCUCUUCAUGAAGAUGUUUUAAAAGAUUUAUUAGCAAAAGGAGAAUAUAAUGAACAACACAUGAUCAAAAAAAAAAAAAUUAAAAAUAAUAAAAUAAAUAAAAAGAUUUUAGAUAAUAAAGAAACGUUUUUACAUACACAAAUACCAGAGACAUAUGAUAACAUACAUACAUAUAUAGUUGAUAAUAGGAAGAAUAAAUAUUCCCCUAGUGAUGAUGAAAAUAAAGACAAUGCUUCAAAAGAGGAGAGGGCUCAUCCUUUAAAAAAAAAAAUCAAAGGUAAAAAAAAUAUUAAGAGCAAUAUAAAAAGGGUACCUCGAAAUAAGGAGAAUAAACAGGAAAGAACAAGAAGAAUUCAAAAUGACAAUAGUGAUAAUAAUAAUAAUAAUAAUAAUGAUAAUCUUAAUAGUGAUGAAGGUGAUGACAAUAAUGGUAAUGAUAAUAGUUAUGAUGAAAGUGAUAUUUAUGAUGAGAACAAUAACAGUACUGAUAAUGAUAAUGAUAAUGAUAAUUCGACAAAUGAAAACUUCAAUGAUCAAGAAGAAAAUAUAAGUGAUGAUCACUACCAACAAAGUAAUAGUGAUAAUACAAAUAAAGAAAAUAAAAUGAAUAUUAAAAGAAGAACCAGCUUUGAUAAAGACAAAAUGAGAUAUACAAUACAUAAUAUUGAAGAUAUAAAAAAAAAAUCCAAAAAAAUUAUGAACAAAAAUGAAAACGAAAAGUAUUUAUAUAAUAGUGAUUAUAUGAAUGGUUCAUAUGAUUUCGUGAUGCAAAAAAAAAAGGAAAAAAAAAAAAAAAAACAACAAGAAAGUGAAAAUCAAAAUGAAAAAGAAAAAGAAAAACAUAAUGACUAUUAUAAUAAUAACGAUCGACAUGAUAAUCGUAAUAAAUUCAAUAAAGAUAAUUAUAAUAAUAAAGACAACGUUCUUGUUAAUGAUCAACCUUUUAAUUAUACUAAACGUAAAGGAAAAAAAAAAAAUAAAAACGAUACAUUAAAAGAUCAAUAUAAUGAUGAAAAUAUAAAAGAAUAUUUUCAUACCUUAAUAGAAGGACAAGUCUCUAAAAACAUUAAAAACAAAAAAAAAAAAAAUUCGCAAAGAGAUUGUAGUCUCAAUAAAUCGAAUAAAGAAAAAGGAAUAAAAAAAGAACGAAUAUUACACAAUAAACAUUUUAAAGAUACUGAUUCAGAAGAAGAUCAGAACAACAAAAAUAAAAAAAAAAAUAAAAAUAAUAUUUAUUUAAAAAAAAAUUAUGAUCAAGAAAAUGAAAAAGAUAAUAAUGAAUAUGAAAACGAAAAAAGUUAUAUUAAAAUGUCACGUCCAUAUUAUGAAGAAGAUGAAACAUCAUAUCGUAAACAAAAUAUUAAAGAAUGGUCUUCAUAUACAAAAUAUAAAGAAAAUAAAUUAAAUUUGGAUGAUGAAGUAAUUGUGAAUAAAGGAAAUGACCAACAAUUAAACCGUAUCAAUAAAAAUGAAAAAAAUAAAGAAGAGGACAAAUAUGAUAAAUACAAAAAAGAUAAUAAAAAUCAAACAGAUGACCCACUAUAUGAUAAUAUUAAAAAUUACGAUAAUGAUAAUAAAGGAUUAGAAUUCUUUUCAAAUAAUUUCUUUCAUAUUAAAAAAUUUAUAGAAAAAAAAGAUAGUGAAAAUGUUCACAUGUCAAAAAUUGAAAAUUCACAAAAAGAAGAAGAAUUAAAUCUUAAAAAAAAUAACCUGAACAGUUCAGGUAAAACAGAAAAACUUGAAAAAUUCUUAGGAAUAUAUAAAGAAAAUAAUGAAGCUAUGGAUUUUUAUAAAAGUGUAUUGAUAGAAGAAAAUAAUAAUAUGAAUAGAUCAAAAAGUAUGAUAAAUAAAAAUGGUUUGAAUGAUGAUCAUCGUCAUAAGGAUAAUAUAUCUAAAAUAAAUCGUUAUAAUAGUGAUGACACAUAUAUAAAAGUGCAGAAUAAUAAUGAUAAUGAAAAGGAAAUAUAUAAUUCUGACCUUUCAAAUGAUAAUAAUAAAAAGAGUAACAACAACAACAACAAUAAUAAUAAUAAUAAUAAUAAUAACAAUAAUAAUAACAACAACAAUAAUAAUAUCCAUAAUAAUAAUAGUGGUGAUAAGAAUCAUCGUAAUAAUUAUAAUAAUAAUGAUAUAUAUAUGUGUAAAAAUGUAAAAAAUAUAAUUUUAUCAUUAGAAUUAAGUAAUGAAGAAAAAAUUAACGAAGUGAGAAAAAUUUUAUUUUAUUCAUCCAGUGAUGAAAAGAAAUAUAUUAUGAAUGAAAUAUUAAAUAUAUUAUAUAUAUAUCCACAAUUAUAUGUUUCUUGUAUUAUUAGUUUGUUUUAUUUAUUUAUAUUAGAUAAUGAUAUUUUUGAAAGACAUUUUAAUGCUGAUGAUUUAGUUUACUUGUUUAAUGAAAAAAUUGAUUUUAGAUAUGCUGAGUGGUUCUUAAAAACAUAUUUAUUUUAUAAAUAUAAAUAUUCUGAUAAUACAUACACCAAGGGAUCUACAUAUUAUAUAAAGAAGGGUUCUCCAAGAAAUAGUAUCAAAAGAGAGGGAAGCUAUAUGUAUGUAGAUGAAAAUAUCAAGUUAGAUAAUAUAAAAAAAAAUGAUUUGAAUGAAGGAAACCAAAAAGGUGUUGAUGAUAAUAAAAUGGAUGAUAAUAAAAUUGAUGAUAAUAAAAUUGACGAUAAUAAAAUUGAUGAUGAUAAUAAUAAAACUCAUGGUUAUGACGAUGAUGAUAAUAAUAAUCAGAAUAGUUAUAAUACGAAUGGCUCAACAAAUAUAAAAAAAAUUCAUAAAAACACGUUUGAUCCUUUUUUUGAGAAACAUAGUAAUAGCUCACUUAUAGAUUCAGGAGAUGAUUACUUGUGUGAUAUUAAUAAUUUAUCAAAUAAUAAAAAAGAUAUAAAUAUUUUAUGGACCUAUUUUGAAAGUUCUAAAUGUGUUGGUUAUAAUGAAUGUAAAACAUUAUUAAGUUUAUGUUUAAAAAAUGAAAAUGAGACAAGUAUUAAUAAUAUUAGUGCUUCUAAGGUUAGAAGUCUAGUUAUAUCGAUAUGGUCGAAUAUACCCUCAUCAAAACCUAAACGUUCAUUUAUAAAAUUAAUAUUUAAUUGGAUAAAUAAUAAAAAAGAUGAUUUAUAUAAAAAAAAAAAUUUAUUUUAUUUAUUAAAAUCUGAAAAGAAAAAUAAUAAGAAUUUAUCAAAAAUUUGUUUUAAUUAUUUCUUAAAUUAUCUAAUUAAAUAUAAAGAUAAUUGUUCAAAUGAUAUUAUAUAUAUAUUAUAUCUGAUAGAUGAAAAUGAAUUAAAAAUAUAUUCUAGAAAUUUUAUUCAAAAUCAUAAAAUAAAUUUUAAUCAGUUUAUAUCUAUAUGGAAUAUUAUGUGUAUAUUAUUUUGGGAUACAGAUGAAAUUAAUAAUUUUAUAUUUUUACAAAAAAAUAAAUAUUAUUAUUAUGAUUUUAUGUUAAUAUUUUUAAAAACUUUUUAUGAUUAUAUAAAUGUAAAUAGAGACAUGAGAGAAAUUAUGAAAAUGAAACUGAAAAAGACAUUUCUCACAGAAUAUCAUCAAGAUACUGAAUCACCUGAAGAACAUAUGUCUACUUAUCAAGAAAAAAAAGAUGCUUAUAAUAAAGACGAUCGUUUAAGUUAUAUGAAGAAAAUGUCACUCUCCAAUUCAUCUAUAAAUAAAGAAGACAAACAUGAGGAUCAAAAUGAAUAUCUUAAUCUUUUUGAUAUUGAAAAUAUAAUUAAUAAUUUUAAUUUCACUGAUUUUGUAAAUAAUGAGAUAAGUAAAGACAAUUAUUUUGAUUCUUUUUUUGCAGCGAGUAAUAUGCCUAUCCCCAGCAUGUCCAAUAUAUCUCUGACAGGAACACAUACAAGUCAACAUGACAAGAACGCACGUCAUAAUUACAACUCGCCAUUCUGUCAUCCUCUAUGGAGAAAUCGUCAAGAAAAAGAACGAGAUUUACAAAGAAUGAAAGAAGAAGAAGAAAGAUUAAAAAGAAGAGGAGGAGGGGUACCAGUAACAGAAGCUUAUGAUAUAGAAAAUUUAAUUUUUUUAGGAAUAUGUAUAAAAAUAGUAAUAUGUAGAAUAUCUAAUUUAUUAAAUGCUAAAUCUUGUUUACAACAAUUUCAUUAUUUUCUAAAUCACAAAAAGUUAGGUUUAAAAAUAUUUAAAUAUUCAAAUAUUAUCUUAGUUUAUUUUAUUCCUUUUUUUAAAAAAUAUUAUUUCUUAUGGAAAUUUAUUGAACAUGAAAUAGAUAAAGACAUUAUGAAUCUUAUAAAAUAUAUUAUGGAUCACUUAGAAAAUAUGCAAGUAGAAAAUAUACCUUUAAGUAUAUGUAAUAUUAAUCAUAAUUCUAGUCACAUGAAUCAAGGUAUAUCAAAUCAGAAUGGAACUGAACGUAUAUAUACUGAAAAUUUACAUAAUAUAAAUAAUAAUAUAAAUAAUAAUGUCAAUAAUAUAUAUAAUAAUAACAAAUGUGGACCCUCUUCUUAUCGUCAUACACAAAAUAUUCAUCAUAAUAUAAAUAGUAUACAUAAUAACAGUGUUAAUAAUAAUUUUAAUAAAAAGAAUGAUCAUCAUAUACGUGAUAAGAUAGAAAAAAACAAAAGUGAUAUAUAUUUAUUAAAAUCAACAAAAAAUAAUAUGCCAUUUGAUCAUAAUGGACGUCUUACUAAUAGUAACAUUAAUUUUAUGAAGAAUAAAAAUUUGCUCAUAUCUAAACAGGAAGAAGAAAAAUAUAAAAGUUUUCAGAGUUUGAAUUAUAAUAGAAUCAAACAUAAUAAUAAUAAUAGUAUACAGGCAAAUAAUAUCCAAAUGAAUAAUAUUACCUUAAAUAAUAAUAAUAUAAACUUAUUAAAAUAUAAAAAUGAUCAAAACAAACAAGGAGAAUAUUUUAAUCUAAACAAUAUGAAAUAUUCAUUAUAUGGAAAAAAUAAAAAUAAUAUGAAUAAUGAUAAUAUAACAAAACAUAUAUUCAACGAAAAAAAUAAUAAUAAAGAUGAUUAUAUUGGACCCUUCAAUAAUAAUUCAUCAUAUGAUAUAAAUGAAGAAGAUGAUGAACAUUAUAUUUCAUAUGAUGAUAUGUUUAGAAAUUAUGAUAGUGAAGAGAGUAAUAUAUCAAAUAGUAAAAAUACAUCAGAAAAUUUUAAUGUAAAAGAUUUUAUUACGAAUUUGCAUUUUACUAACUUGGAUGAUGAUAGUAAUAUUAUAUCCAAAAAUUUUUUUUCUUCAAAAAAAAUAAAUGAUCAAAAAUGUCAACCAAAAUGUGAACCAAAAUAUGACCCAAAAUAUGAACCAAAAUAUGACCCAAAAUAUGACCCAAAAUAUGACCCAAAAUAUGAACCAAAAUAUGAACCAAAAUAUGACCCAAAAUAUGACCCAAAAUAUGAACCAAAAUAUGAACAUCAAGGAUCAUCUAUAAAAAAUCAAAAUAACAAAUUAAUAAACAAAAGCAAAUAUGAUCCUUUCGCAUCCUCUUCAGAAUCAUCUAACUACAAUGAAGACAAAAAUAUUAUGUAUAUGUAUUCAAAUGAACAAAAUUAUAAGAAUUCGAAAAAAAUAUUAUCUGAAAAAAAAAAAAAAAAAAGCCAAACAAUAAAUCAUAUUAAUCGUAUGGAUUCUAAUCGACCACAUACAAAUGAAGAAUAUCAAGAAAAAGAUCAAUCCACAAGCUUAAUUGGAAGUUUAGGAAGAGAAGAUUCUUUUGAUAAAACGUCACAUAAAGAUAAUCAUUUUGAUCAUCAUAAAAAUAAUCAUUUUGAUCAUAAUAAAAAUAAUCAUUUUGAUCAUCAUAAAAAUAAUCAUUUGGAUCUAACUAAUAAUCAUAUUAUAAAAAAUGGAAAACACAUGAGAAAUAUAAAACCUCGAUGUAGUAAUGAUGAUAAUAGUACAUCAAAAUAUGAAGAACAUGUUAACGAACAUAUGAUAGGUAAACAUACAAACAGAAGAAAUUCUUUGUAUUCAUAUCCUACACAAAUAAAUAAAAUGUCUGAUCAAAUGGAAAAUCAAAAGGUAAAAAAAAAUACAAGCCUAGAAAAAAAUAUUCAUCAUAUGAAUGAUAAUUAUGACGAAAUAAAUUUUACUGAAAAGUAUUUUGAGAACGACUACUACGGGUCAGACCAACAUGAUAAGCAGAAUGAUGGUAUGAAUAAUAUGAAUAAUAUGAAUAAUAUGGAUCAUAUGAAUCGUGUGAAUCCUAUGAAUCAUAUGAAUCAUAUGAAUCGUUUAAAUCAUAAUAAUAUUAAUGAUGCUCGAGGGGGAGGAGUUAAAAUAAAAAAAUAUUUAAUGCUACCUGUAGAUAAAUUUACAUUUGAACAUAUGAGUAAAAGAAAUUAUCCACAUCCACCUGUAGGACUAAUGAAUCUAGGAAAUACAUGUUAUUUAAAUAGUUUAUUACAAGCGUUAUAUAGUACUGUGUCUUUUAUAGUAAAUUUAUUUUUGUUUAAAAUAAAUCAAACGAAUAAUAAGGUCAUGACAACAGAUCGUGCUAAUUAUGAAAUGUAUAGAGUUCAAAUGUAUAAGCAAAAUGGAAAUCUCGAAUUAGAUUAUUUUUUAGAAGAAAUCAAAUCUUUUUUUAAAAAUAUGUUAACAACAGAUAAGUCAUAUAUAUCUGCAGAUAGAGUUUUAAAUAUGUUACCUGUUGAACUAAAUAAUAGAAAUCAACAAGAUGUAACAGAAGUUUUUAGAUAUAUAUUUGAUAAAUUAGGUGGAUCAGAAAAAGAAUUCUUAAGAUUAAUUUUCUCAGGGGUUGUAAUGCAAAAAGUACAAUGUCAAAAAUGUCUAUUCAUUUCAAAAACAAAAGAAAUAAUACAUGAUCUCUCAUUCCCUGUACCUAUAAGUACCAAUGAAAAAUUAUCAAUUCAAAAGUUUUUUGAUACAUUUAUUCAGAAAGAAAAAAUAUACGGAAAUAAUAAAUACAAAUGUUCAAGAUGUAAUAAAAAAAGAAAUGCCUUAAAGUGGAAUGAAAUCAUAUCACCUCCUUGUCACUUGAUACUAAUCCUUAACCGUUAUAAUUGGUCGUUUAGCUCGAACGAAAAAAAGAAAAUCAAGACGCACGUUAAAAUAAACUCAAAAAUUGUAGUUAAUAAUUUUGACUACAAAUUAUAUGGAGCAAUAAUACAUGGUGGGAUAUCAGCAUCAUCAGGACAUUAUUAUUAUAUAGGGAAAAAAUCAGAAAGACAAAAUAAAAAAAAAAGUUCAUGGUAUCAAAUGAAUGAUUCUAUAGUGACAAAAGCAAAUUCAAAAAUGAUUAAUAAAAUAUCAAAAGAUUUAUCAAAUGAUCACACUCCAUAUGUUUUGUUUUAUCGUUGUAAGCAAGCACCAAUAUCUCCAGAUUUGUACUUCUAA